AACGGCUUAAUAGUCGCAGAGUGGAGCAGAUGAAGUGCCGCGUUGUUUUCAGAGAUGUAGAGAGAAGGAACUGCAUGUCUCUUUAAUUAUCCAGAGGGACCCAUGACCCUGACACGAGGAUCCUUCACCUAUUCCAACGGAGAGGAGUACCAUGGAGAGUGGAAAGAAGGUCUGCGUCACGGCUUGGGUCAGCUGAUCUUCAGCGACGGGACGUGCUUCACCGGACAGUUUGAGAACGGCCUGUUCAACGGCUGUGGCGUUCUGGUGUUUCCUGAUGGCUCCAGGUAUGAAGGUGAAUUUGUGCAGGGGAAGUUCCAGGGAGCCGGUGUUUUCACUCGCUUCGAUGGCAUGAAGUUUGAGGGCGAAUUUAAAGGCGGAUGUGUGGACGGCCACGGGCUGCUGACCUUCGCGGACGGCGGACGAGGCGUCAGCCACGAGGGCCUGUUUGAGACCAACCAGCUGAAAAGAAGAGAGAGCAGCCAUGCAGCUGUUCAGAGAGCGCAGGCGGCGUCGGCCAAAGCCAGAGCUCUGGCCUCGUGACGUGGACCGGACGACCCACACCGACCCCUGGUACCGGGGUCAUCCUCCUCCCGUCAGUCUGACCUCCUCAAUACGUUUCUAAUGCUCCUUUGUUUCAUCGUGUCCAGCUUCUGCAAACGAUUCUGGGAUAAAAUGUCCAACUUUAUCUUCUGGUUCAUUUGAACUGUCGGGUCUGUGACCUGCAGAGUAAUCAGGACGGUAAAAUCUGCUCACACAGCCACCGACUCAGGAUCAGUACCGCCGAACACACGCUGUUCGACACACUGCUAAGUGCUAAAUCGCAUCCAGAGUUUGGUUUUUAAAAAACUCUGGAUGCGACAUUAAAUAUGGGCAUUUUUCAGGUAAUCCUGACAACAAGCAGGUUCACACUGGGCUUUAUUUAAAAGUUCAAGGAAACAACGGAUCAAACUUUGGUAACGUAAAUUCUGAUUCACCUCACACCCCGAUACUUUAUGAUUAGUUUUUUUAUUAUUAUUUAAGUGUUUUCAAUGCAAAAUAUCACAAGUUAAGGUCUGUAGUGUUUAAUUAUAAACAAGACAGAAGCUGUGGCUCUCACAUGGCUUAAUCUGUAAAUUAUUAUUUCCUAUCAUUUCCUAAGCAAUUAGAUCUUUAGGGUCUAACUAUAAUUAUUAUCAACUGCUUUAAUCCUUUAGAGAGAAUAGCAGAGGUUAAAUAAUAUUUUAAAAUGUAACAUUUUCCUCACCUGUGAGUGUAGUCACUGACAACAUUGGGAACCCAGAAGGAAUGGUCUAAUUUAGAUAUUUUAAUAUUUAAGUCACAAUUAGUUUGCUUAUCUAAAACUCAUGUUAACAAGUCCAGUUUUCUCUAUCCAGGUUAACCCUAUAAUCACUCAUAUUUCAUGCACAUGGAUUCAAAAAAAUUUACAUAAACAUAACAUUCAGUUUUUCAUAAGGAAAUGUUCAUAAAAUUCGACUGUGAUGAGUGAAUGAUUUUAUGUUGGCUAUAAAAGAUUGAAUCCUAAAAACUGAUUCAAAAGCUGCUUUAUCAAACUUGAAGGUCAUGAAAACUUAAAACAUCCAGGAUUUUAUAACAGAUUUUGACUUUUGACCCAGGAAUUAACUUUAGUGUGCUAAUUAAAUUAAAAACUGAAAUCACUGUAGAGUGAUUUCACUGAACAGUCAUCUUCAGUGAAAUCAAUCAAUCAGUUUUGAUGUGCGCUACGUACAAGAUGUUUUGGCACAAAAAGUCUUUUUUUCUCCACAAUUUUGUUAAUAGUAAAGAGGGUUAAAUAAUAAAAAUUCCAGAAAUUAUUCUUUUUCUUUUUUUACUUAAAGGAAGAUCUCAAGGUUCACAGAGUGUGUACAGCCUCAGGCGCUGCUGCCCUCCGAUAAAAUCCUGCAGGCGUCUGGGCAUAGUUCUGAACUUUAACCGUAGGAAAGAGUUUUAUACAUAAAGCAAUUUAUUUUAAACGUUUUUUAUCAUUUUCUUUUUUUUUAAAAACUCUAAAUAUAAACAAAUGUUAUUACUUCAGUGUAAAAACAUUAAACUAAAUAAUUUCUUUGGCAGUGCUCCCUAACGACUGGCUAUUUUUAGAACGUGCUCCGCGGGCGACCGGGGGCCCGCGGGCCCCGUGUUGGUGACCCCUGUGUUAAAACAUAACAUUUGUAAAGAAAACACAGAGCUGAUUCUAAUACAAACCACAGUUACCGACGGCAACAGCAAAAGGGGGAGGAGGUGCCGGUUACUGGUCGCCAUGGUAACCACCAACUGCCAAGAGCAGCGUAACCAGCAGAACUUAACAUACCAAUGAAUGUCUGAAGAAACAACUUGUUGACUAAACAAAAUAAAUUCAAAGAAUAAAACAAACACAUUUUGACAAACUUCACAUGAUAUAGUUAAAUAAAACGCUGUUACACCGCACAUUUCAGCAACAAGGCAGGUCAAAGUGCUUUACAUCAUAAAAAUAAAGUCAUAGAAGACAGUCGAUGAUUGAGACAUUGCAUUUUGUCAAGUGUUGUUGUUACACAUCA
Xiphophorus maculatus (southern platyfish) is the source of this 2531-nucleotide messenger RNA. Its product is annotated as MORN repeat-containing protein 4-like. The coding region runs from base 103 to 540 and encodes 145 amino acids. The transcript has 5 exons. Lineage: Eukaryota; Metazoa; Chordata; Actinopteri; Cyprinodontiformes; Poeciliidae. The record is from RefSeq and is a predicted model, not a curated record.